UGGCUUGUGCUUGAAUCUCCAGCGGGGAAACAGUCAAUGGAGGAAACAGACAAGACAAUUAAUGAAGAUUUGUUUGUAUUAGUUAUCCCAACUCGCCUACGUGUUGAUGCAGUCCAAAUGAAGUAUGAUGGAUAGGAUUGGUAGUUUUUGGUGAAAUCAAACAGAGUUACAAAGUAAUUUAAAAUCUCCGUUCGGUGAGUUUUAAGCCUUUUGAUAAGGCUAACAGCUAGUUUGUUAGCUUAGCUUUUAGCCUUAUUAUUUUGCUGACCAGUUUCACAAAUUGCAGUUCUCAAAAGACGGAACCUCAUGAUCACACGUAGUUGAAGUGUGAAUAAGAGUGUAAUGCUCUGUUUAAGGAUUUGUUUACCCGAAUGCAGAUCUUUAUUGUUAGCUUAAAGUCAGCGUGUGCCUAGUUGACAGGAUGCCUAUACGAGCAUCUUGCACAAUUUGCUCGGAUCUCUUCGAUCACUCCAGAGAUGUCGCCGCCAUUCACUGCGGACACACUUUCCAUUAUGAAUGUGUUCUUAAGUGGUUUCAGACGGCGCCCACGAAAACCUGUCCACAGUGCAGGAAACAGGUCAGCACCAGACACAUCAUCUGCAAGCUGUUCUUUAACAUUGGUGGAGAGGAAGAGAGCACAUUAGACCCAGAGAGCCUUGAGAAUGAACUUGGUCGAGUGAGAGCCCUUCUAAGCUCCAAAGAGCAAGACUGGCGGGACAAACAAAAAGCGAUGGACAUCUUAAAAGACACCGUGGACAGGCAGAAACGAGACCUGGACAACAUGCGGAAAGAGAUCCGGGAUAAGGAUAUGCUGUGUUCAGCUCUCAAAAAACAGAUGACGUAUAUGGAAAUGCAGCAAAAUGAAGUUCAGGCUGCAAAGGAGGAGGCCCGGAGGCUGAGAACCAAGUUAAAAACCUUUGAGAGCUUGGAUGUGUUGUUGCAGGGCCAGAGGGCAGAGGUGGAGUCCAUGAUCACCGACAUGGGCGUCAGCCAGUCAGCAGUGGAGCAGCUCUCCAUUUAUUGCAUCUCUUUGAAAAAGGAGUAUGAUAACCUUAAAGGGAGCCUAAAGUCUUCCAAUGACAUGUGUGAGAAACUGAAGAGAGAAGUGCUCUCCUCUAACAACAAGCUGCAGAAAACUUCACUGGAGUUACAUCAGACCAAGGAAGAUGUAACAUCUUUGCAGGCAGAUCUGGCAAAUGCCGACAAAGAGAUUUCUAGUCUGAAGAAAAAAGUGGACUUUCUGCAGAAGACCCUGAGCACCCCCACCAGGACAAAUGAAACCCUCAGCAGGCUGGUCUUUGAGAGUCCAGCUCCAGUGAAUCUAAAGGAGCCUCGCUUCCACCAGCCGCCCGAUGGAGAUGACGUGGAUCUCAACAUUACCUAUGACAUCAGCACCCCAGAGCACAUGGUCAAGAGGUCAAAGCAGGUUACAGCAAAGAGGAUGAGUCUUGACCCACCUUUAACUUCUUUUGCCAGACCCUACAAUAAAUCUGCAGCAAAGAGCAAGACUUGUGAUGAAGAUCCAGCCAUGGAUCCGUUCCUAAGGAACUCCCUGCUUUUCCGAAAGAAGACCUUUGGUAGCAUGUUGGACCCUCAUCAGAAACCAGGAGCAGUCAGAACGGGUUAUGAUGGACUCGGUGGCAGAACUAAAUUCUUCCAGCCUUCUGUGCUAUCGGAGAUUCGACCACUAAAUAAGGCCAAGAGGAAAAAGGUGAGCCGCCCCACUCCAAAGAUGACCCCCUGCCUGACUCUGGACAGCUUCCUGGAGUAAAUCCUCACAGUUGCUGGAAGCCUUCAAAGAUGCAUGACUGUCGCUUUGGUUCACAGAGUUGGUUUUGCAACCGUUGUGCCACCUUUCCCCUUUAACUUAUAAGAAAGUCUCCUUCGCUCUAUGCGAUAAAUGCUUCCUUUCAGGUGAAAUUGCCGAAUCAGACGAGCAUCCUUUUUUUUUAUGUCUUUAUGUAUGUUUAGCUGCAGAAACUGACUCGACAAGCGUCUGGGUUAGAUCUUUGUUUCAUAGUUUUGUGAAAGUUUGUGUUUUAUUAGUUAAAACCUACUUGCAUAAUUCUUUAGCAUAUUUUCUUUAAAUUAUGUCAUCAACAAUGAAUCAUUACCUGCUUAAUGUUAACUAACCCACACGACUUUGUACUUUUUCUUUUAACUGUUCUGUCAGUUAUAAGCCAGUCAAAUAAUAAAAUGUUUUUUUUAUUAA
This is a messenger RNA of Oryzias latipes (Japanese medaka), 2212 nucleotides long. It is a transcript of the gene traip, whose product is annotated as TRAF-interacting protein. Lineage: Eukaryota; Metazoa; Chordata; Actinopteri; Beloniformes; Adrianichthyidae. Gene Ontology annotation, biological process: protein ubiquitination; replication fork processing. The record is from RefSeq and is a predicted model, not a curated record. Gene Ontology annotation, cellular component: nucleus; site of DNA damage. Gene Ontology annotation, molecular function: ubiquitin protein ligase activity.